Molecule: messenger RNA, 1380 nt
Organism: Linnemannia hyalina
Lineage: Eukaryota; Fungi; Mortierellomycota; Mortierellomycetes; Mortierellales; Mortierellaceae
Source: the annotation of a GenBank genome assembly
AUGCCAAAAGCAACAACCAAGAAGGCUAAACCCGGUGGACUCCGUCGUGCUCAACUCGGAGACGAUACUAAAUCUGCCGCUGCAGAGUCUCCGCGUUUCAAUCCCCUCGCCGCCGCCACCACUACAGGAACCAAAGGAAAAUCGACUUCAGGUGUGACCUCAGGCUCUUCAACAACGGCGGCUCAGGACCAGGAAAUGACCGUGACCGACGCCGCUGCAGCAGGAGCAGAAGGAACAUCUGGAGGAGAGACGGCAAGCUUGGCAUUGAAGGCCGACGAAGCUGGCGACGAGCUCUCAGAGCUCCGACAGACCUACGAAGCCGCCCAGAAGCAAUUCGCAGAAUCGGGAACCCAAGAAUACCUCCGCGGGACGAUCCACGAAUGUGACCGGAUGAUCCGCAACUGUGGCGAGGAAGUCUACCCCUCCGCAGAGUUCAAUUACAUCUACGCUUCGGCUUUACAUGAUUUCUCGUUGAUUGGCGCUGAGGAGCAGGAGCUUACUGGAUUCGUCGAGAUGGCGCUCGAGUAUGUCAGCAACGUCGCAGAUCUGAUCACCGCCGAGGAGAGAAAGGAAGCGGAUUGGGUCUGGAAGUACUACCUGGUCGCUGGAAAGGUUCACUUGCAGAAAGCAGAUUCGUUAUAUGAGGACCAGGAGGAGGCAUCGUCUAAGAAGGAGUUCAAGAAGUUGGGAACCCAGAUCCAUACGACGCUGGUUCAGGCGACGGCAUUGUUGGAUACAGGGUUCAAGAUGGUGCCCGAGGGGGAGGAGAAGCAUGUGGUGAGGUUAGAUGCGAAAUCAAUCGAGAAGGUGGGUGCCAAGGAGCAUGAAAUGGUUUCGGCGGCGGCGAAUGUUGCAUUGCAUGCGGAUCGGUUUGAGGAGUAUGAGAGGCGGAAGAAAUGGAAUACUUGGGCUCUCGAGACCUACCGUGAAGUCACUCAAGAUACCCCCGAGAAUGUGGAGGCAUGGCAGGGCAUUGCGACUUGCAUGCAUUCAAUUGUUGGAUGGUGGGCUGAUCAGGAGGCGGACGAAGAAAACGACGACGACGAAGACGAGGAUGAGGAGGAGCCUGAGGACGAGCUUAGCCUCCCCGUCUACUCCACAGAGCGCGGCCUGAUGUCAUUACAAGCAUUGGAUGCUAUCAAGAAGGCGAUUGAGCUUGCCCGCAAGGCUGAAUCAUUGACAAGUGACCUCUUGACCUUGGGCGCCGAAUGCCAUUUGAACUUGGUCAACAUUGCAGUGGGCGACAAGGCGGCUGCGGAGCAGUCCAAGGCGGCAGUGGCGUUGAUCAAGGAGGCCAUGGCAACAUUCCCUGAUCCGGCCCUCGAGGAGCGGUAUGCUGAAGUUUUGGAGGAGUUUGAGGAGAUUGCUGGUAGCAAUUAG